This is a messenger RNA of Camellia sinensis, 983 nucleotides long. Its product is annotated as salicylic acid-binding protein 2. Gene Ontology annotation, molecular function: methyl indole-3-acetate esterase activity; methyl salicylate esterase activity; methyl jasmonate esterase activity. Lineage: Eukaryota; Viridiplantae; Streptophyta; Magnoliopsida; Ericales; Theaceae. The record is from RefSeq and is a predicted model, not a curated record. Gene Ontology annotation, biological process: salicylic acid metabolic process; jasmonic acid metabolic process.
UAUAUAUGUACAAAGAUGGGGAAUGAUAUCCAGCAUCCCAGACUCAGAAUCACCAAGAAAGAAAAAGAUAUGGAAGCAGCCAAGCAACAAACGCAGAGUCAUUUCAUUCUGGUACACGGUGGUUGCCACGGAGCUUGGUGUUGGUACAAGCUCAAACCACUGCUCGAGUCUCAUGGCCACAAGGUCACUGUCCUCGACCUUGCAGCCUCUGGCAUCAACACGAAGAAGAUAGAAGAGGUUAUCACUCUUUAUGAUUACACGGUGCCGUUGAUGAAGCUCAUGGAAUCACUUCCUCUGGGUGAAAAGGUGAUUCUUGUUGGGCACAGUUUUGGUGGCAUGAGCUUGGCCCUUGCCAUGGACAAGUUCUCCGAGAAAAUCUCUGUCGCUGUCUUUCUCACUGCUUUCAUGCCUGAUACUGUACACAAACCCUCGUUUGUUAUCGAUCAGUACUUUAAGGAGACAACCCCAGAAUCAUGGUUGGACACCAAGUUUGAAUCCUGUGGAACGCCUGAAGUGCCCCUAACAUCCGUGUGCUUUGGCCCCAAAUACAUGGCAUCCAAACUCUACCAACUGUGCCCCAUCCAAGAUUUCACACUAGCAACAACGUUAGUGAGGCCAGGGUCAUCAUUUUUAGAAGAUUUGACACAUGCAAAUAACUUCUCAAAUGAAGGUUAUGGAUCGGUGACGAGAGUUUUUAUUGUCUGCAACGAAGAUUAUACAAUAACAAAGGAAUACCAAUGGUGGAUGAUCGAAAAUAUCGGAGGAGUGAAAGAAGUGAUGGAGAUCAAGGGUGCGGAUCAUAUGCCAAUGUUUUCAAAGCCUCAAGAACUCUGUUGCUGUCUCUUAGAAAUUGCUAAUAAGCACACUUAAACAUAUGAUAGCAAGCAAAUAAAACAUUCUCGAAAAUUCCUGUUAUGUGAAAGUUUUGAAAGUUUUGAUUAUGUGAAAGUAUUGAUGUUGCAUUGGUUGUGGUUGUUUUCAAA